Neltuma alba is the source of this 1880-nucleotide messenger RNA. Its product is annotated as protein NRT1/ PTR FAMILY 4.4-like. Gene Ontology annotation, biological process: transmembrane transport. The record is from RefSeq and is a predicted model, not a curated record. The transcript is spliced from 5 exons. Gene Ontology annotation, molecular function: transmembrane transporter activity. Lineage: Eukaryota; Viridiplantae; Streptophyta; Magnoliopsida; Fabales; Fabaceae. Gene Ontology annotation, cellular component: membrane. The coding region runs from base 3 to 1742 and encodes 579 amino acids.
UUAUGGCGGAUGAAUCUUCCGUAGAUUGGAGAGGCAGACUCUGCAAACCAAACAAACAUGGUGGAAUGAGGGCUGCUGUAUUUGUUCUUGGUCUUCAGGCGUUUGAGAUGAUGGCGAUUGCUGCUGUUGGGAACAAUCUCAUAACUUAUGUGUUCAAUGAGAUGCACUUUCCAUUGUCAAAAUCUGCAAAUAUUGUCACAAACUUCAUAGGCACUGUCUUCCUUCUUUCUCUUCUGGGUGGAUUCCUCUCUGAUUCUUAUCUCGGAAGCUUCUUCACUAUGAUUAUCUUUGGCUUUGUGGAGCUCUGUGGUUUCAUUCUUCUGGCCAUUCAAGCCCAUGUACCAAAGCUAAGACCCCCAAAGUGCAGAAUGAUGGAUCAUGGAAGCUUGUGUGAAGAGGCAAAAGGCUACAAGGCUUCAAUAUUCUUUCUAGCUCUCUACUUAAUGGCUUUGGGAAGUGGCUGUCUCAAACCAAACAUAAUCUCUCAUGGAGCAGAUCAGUUCAGGAAGGAAGAUCCUUCACAGAGCAGAAAGCUUUCUACUUUCUUCAACAUUGCCUAUUUUGCCUUCUGUAUGGGAGAGCUUAUUGCUCUCACUCUUCUCGUUUGGGUCCAAACCAAUUCGGGUAUGGACCUCGGGUUCGGCGUCUCGGCCGCUGCCAUGGCUAUCGGCUUGAUCUGCUUAAUCUCCGGCACUUUUGCUUAUCGCAACAAGCCUCCUCAGGGAAGUAUUUUCACGCCUAUUGCCCAGGUUUUUGUGGCUGCAAUAACAAAGAGAAAGCAAAUAUGCCCUUCAAGUGCAGACAAGAAGCUUCAUGGAAGCCAAAAUAACAAGCCAAUUAAUAAUAAUGACUCAUCAGAAGCAUCAACAACUAAAAUCAAUAAUUUUCUUCAUGCUGAAAAGUUCAGAUUCCUUGACAAGGCGUGCAUCAAAAUUCACGAAGGGACAGAAGCAAAGGAAAGCCCAUGGAAGCUAUGCACAGUAUCACAAGUGAAGCAAGUGAAGAUAAUUGUAUCAGUCAUUCCCAUCUUUGCCUGCACCAUCAUAUUCAACACAAUCUUGGCUCAACUUCAAACAUUUUCAGUACAACAGGGAAGCAUCAUGGACACACACAUCACAAAAGGCUUCAAAAUGCCACCAGCUUCACUUCAAUCCAUCCCUUACAUUAUGCUCAUAGUGUUUGUCCCUCUCUAUGAAACUGCUUUCGUUCCGAUAGCGCGAAAAUUCACCGGAAAAGAUUCCGGGAUUUCCCCUCUGCAAAGAAUUGGCAUUGGACUCUUCAUUGUGACAUUUUCAAUGGUAUCAGCUGCCAUGGUAGAGUACAAGAGAAGGAAUUUAUCUUCAGAACGAACCCUUUCGAUCUUCUGGAUCGCGCCUCAAUUCUUAAUCUUCGGUCUCUCGGAGAUGUUCACGGCAGUAGGGCUUGUUGAGUUCUUCUAUAAGCAAUCAUUGGACGGAAUGCAAGCAUUUUUGACAGCCAUGACUUAUUGCUCAUACUCAUUUGGAUUCUACUUGAGCUCACUUCUUGUGUCCCUAGUGAACAAAAUUACUUCAAGUUCAGGAGGUGGAUGGCUUAGUGACAAUGAUCUUAACAAGGAUAGGCUUGAUCUUUUCUAUUGGCUUCUUGCUUCACUAAGUUUUAUCAAUUUCUUUAACUAUCUGUUUUGGUCAAGUUGGUAUUCUCCAAACUCCUCUUCAGCUAAGUAUCCAACUAACCAGGAUACUUUUAGAGAAGCUAAAUAGAUCCUUAGGCUAAUUAGGAUAAUCUCUUAGCAUCAUGUUAGGGUUGCAAAUAUCAGAGCUUGGAAUAUUAUGUCGUAUGGUAUUGACUUAGUUGCAUAUUGUACUGAAAAAGAACGGUGAGGGGGGAAAAAAAGAUUA